CACCGCUGUCAGCGAACAUGGCGGCGUCCUGUGUGCGAACCGUGGGUUCGCUUUUUGGGAAAUGUGGGAAUUGCAGCUCGGGUAUAAACACGAUCACUUCGCAGUUAAGCCGGCAGGUGCUGAGCAGGCAGAUAUGUGUGAGCUCUGCCCUCCUCAGGAAGAACCUGGCGACUCCAGGGCCGGAGAAGUUCACCGCGGAGUACAUCCAGGAGCAGGUGAAGGAGUUCGACAUCGGGAAACGGCACCUGGCCAACAUGAUGGGAGAAGACCCCGAGAACUUCAGCCAGGAGGACAUAGAUAGGAGCAUCGCCUACCUCUUCCCCUCCGGCCUGUAUGAGAAGAGAGCUCGGCCUCUCAUGAAGCAUCCUGAGGAGAUAUUUCCAAAGCAGAAAGCCGUCCAGUGGGGAGAAGACAGGCGGCCUUUCCACUUCUUGUUUUACACCGGCAAACAGUCCUACUACUCCCUCAUGCAUGAGCUGUACGGAAAAAUCCUGAACAUAGAGAAGCGCCAAGACUUCGUGAGAGCCAAAGGACGGUUCUCCAAGGACGCCAAACGCAUUCGCUCUCUGGGCACGAGCAGGUGGCUCACAAAGGAGGAGCUGGAGGUGCAGCUGGUGGAGACCAUAUCCUCGAAGGAUUACGACCGCUUCCUCCAGCUGAUGGAGCGCCUCCUGUCCAUGUCCUACAGCGACAUUGAGGAGGAGUUCGUCCUGCACUACCGUCGGCAGCUGGAGGCUCAGUCCAUGAAGCACAUAAGGCCGAAGCUGGACAGGGACGAGAGGGGCGUGACCUUCAGCAAAGCAGACGGUCGGAGGAAGACGGCCGAGGCGUCCGUCGUCCUCCUAGACUGCGGCUCCGGCCGCGUCACCAUCAACGACCAGGACUACCUCCAGUACUUCCCGGUGCUGCAAGACAGGGAGCAGCUGAUGUUCCCGCUCCAGUUCGUGGGCGUGCUGGGCCGCUUCGACCUGGAGUGCACCGUGAGCGGCGGCGGCAGGUCCAGCCAGGCGGGGGCGCUGCGACUCGCCGUGGCCCGGGCGCUGCUCGCCUUCCUGUCAGAGACGAAGGGCGAGGCGGUCAGACAAGCUGGUCUGUUGACCGCCGACCCCAGAGUGAGGGAGAGGAAGAAGCCAGGCCAAGAGGGAGCACGACGCAAGUUCACCUGGAAGAAACGCUGAGGAGGAGGACAAACGAUCUCACCUGAACUCAGACAUCAAACAUUGACCUCUGGUGUUUAAAACUGACUGUUUCUCCAGAGGCUGUCACUUGUGUCCCUUGUGUAGUUUAUUGGAGCUCUUGGAUGCAGAGCAAUGUGUAUGUUCACACAGCCGCCAUGUCUUCAAGCUGCAGUGAGCCCCCUCAGCCACCAGAUGGAGCUGUGUCACCAGGAAUGAAUAAAGCGGAUUGUUUAUCUCGAUUAUCAUCAAUAAAUUAGAUUUUCAUAUAAAAAAAA
This is a messenger RNA of Stegastes partitus (bicolor damselfish), 1453 nucleotides long. RefSeq names its product mitochondrial ribosomal protein S9 (gene mrps9). Gene Ontology annotation, molecular function: RNA binding; structural constituent of ribosome. The transcript has 11 exons. Lineage: Eukaryota; Metazoa; Chordata; Actinopteri; Pomacentridae. Bases 18 to 1178 code for a protein of 386 amino acids. Gene Ontology annotation, biological process: translation. Gene Ontology annotation, cellular component: mitochondrial small ribosomal subunit; ribosome. The record is from RefSeq and is a predicted model, not a curated record.